CUUAUUAAUAUAUGGCCUAAUCAAAGUCCUUCGACACCUUUUAAUAAUUGCUAUUGCAGUUAUGUAGGAGUUAUUUGCAAUAUCUUAAAUGAAAUUACAGAAUUAAAUCUUAGUAGUCUUAAUAUGUCUGGAGAGUUACCUUCAAGCAUUGGACAUUUAUCGGUCUUAACUCGUUUAAACUUAAGCAAUAAUCGACUAGUUGGACCAAUUCCCAAUUCCAUUGUAAAAUGUUUUUAUCUAAUAAGCAUUGACCUUAGUGGCAAUAGUUUUACUGGAAAUAUACCUCAACUCAUAGGCGUCUUAUACAACCUUCAGCAUCUGAAUUUUAGCUCCAACAACUUGAAUGGUAGCAUACCACUCAGUAUCGAGCAUUGCAUUGAUUUACGUGUAUUAGAUUUUCAUUCUAAUAACUUGAGCGGGGACAUUCCCCUUGGCAUCAGCGAACUUAGACGCCUAGUUGUUUUAAAUCUUAGUUACAAUCAAUUAAGUGGUAUUAUGCCAGACAUUUUUCAGAAUGAUCUAGUGAAUUUAAACUUAAGUAGAAAUUAUCUAUAUAGUCAUAUCCCUAAAACUAUCAGAAGCCCCAAAUUGGAAACCUUAGAUCUAAGUUAUAAUCGUUUUUACGGAUUUGUCCCCUCAUCCCUUGGAAAAUGCUUUCAGCUAAAAACCAUCAAUCUUCAAUUUAAUUGGCUAUUUCCAAUUAUUCCAAGAUCAGUUUCAUCCUUACCAAAUUUAAUUAAAAUUAACAUGCCAGAAAACCAUGAUGCGAUUAACUUUAACUAUAACCGGAAAUAUAUAACGGUCGAAUGAAAUUUACUUCUAGAUAUUUUGUAUCAAUAUACACAGCAGCCAUAUUUGCAACAAUUCGCCAUAUCAUGUAUUUGAUGUUGUGCUUAUGGUCCCUAGUACUAUUACAUUAAUUUUGAAUUAGAAGUAUGAGGUAGUAUUUGUAAAUAUGACGAUUCCCUAGCAAACCUUUCAACAUUAA
Molecule: messenger RNA, 988 nt
Organism: Schistocerca gregaria
Lineage: Eukaryota; Metazoa; Arthropoda; Insecta; Orthoptera; Acrididae
Exons: 12
Coding region: 124-810 (228 amino acids)
Molecular function (GO): protein binding
Source: RefSeq, a predicted model, not a curated record